Molecule: messenger RNA, 402 nt
Organism: Linum trigynum
Lineage: Eukaryota; Viridiplantae; Streptophyta; Magnoliopsida; Malpighiales; Linaceae
Source: the annotation of a GenBank genome assembly
AUGCGUCACCACCAGCUGGAAAUUCUCCAUGGCAGACUGAGAAAUAACCCUCUGGCUGACCUGCUCCGCACAAGAAAGGGAUACCUGAGUCAACGUCCACUUCGGCAUAUCGUCGAACAGUUGGCGGCCGAAUUUCUGGAAUUGGCAGUAGGGCACUCCGAUCGACGUCUCUCUCCGCCAACAGUGAAGGCGAUGGGUUACCGAGGAGAUCACCAUCGGUGUUGGAUGGAGAAAAAGUAUCGGGAUACGUCUGGCAGAUGCGGAGUUGGUCGACGUAAGUCUGAGAAAGAGGCGAUUCCCGUAGCUGUCAGUCGAAUCUGCUGCACGAGAUCAUGCAUCGCAAGAACGCCACUUCUGAAACCGCGAGAGAUGCUCGAAGCGUCGGUGCAGUCGCCGGAUUAG